This is a messenger RNA of Salvia splendens (bonfire salvia), 991 nucleotides long. Its product is annotated as PLASMODESMATA CALLOSE-BINDING PROTEIN 5. The coding region runs from base 193 to 693 and encodes 166 amino acids. The record is from RefSeq and is a predicted model, not a curated record. The transcript has 3 exons. Lineage: Eukaryota; Viridiplantae; Streptophyta; Magnoliopsida; Lamiales; Lamiaceae.
AGUAUGCUUACCAGCAAAAUUUCCGGUAGUUUUCUUCUCGAGAUUGAAAAUCAGUUCACAGUUCACACUCAACAACCUUAAAAACUGCUCAAAUUUAUCUCAUGCGCUCUGUAUUCUUCACUUCCUUCUUCAAGUUUCUCCUCUCAAAUUCUCAUACCCCAUUAGCUCUCUCUCUCUCUCCCUCUCUCCUAAAUGGAUUCCGGAGUUGAUAUCUUUUUCGCCUUAUUCUCGCUCAUCUCCGCGGCGGCGGCGGCGGCCCAGGGAGGCGGCGGAGGGGCGGCGAGGCAGCUGUGGUGCGUGGCCAAGAACAAUGCCGAGGACGCCGCGCUGCAAUCGGCGCUGGAUUGGACGUGCGGGCCGGGCGGGGCCGAUUGCGGGCCCAUCCAAAACGGCGGGCCCUGCUACGACGCCGCCGAUCUUCAGAAAACGGCGUCGUUCGCCUUCAAUGAUUACUUCCUCAAGCACGGCCCGUCGGAGGAGACCUGCAAUUUCGCCAACACUGCUGCUAUCACCGAUUUGAACCCUAGCCAUGGUAGCUGCAAAUUUCCAUCCAGCUUAACUGCGGGCAACGGUAACUUUAGUGGGGCGGCCGGUGUGGAUUCAGGUGGCGUGGAUCCGAGUAGCUCUAGUUCAAUCGCUCGCUUGAGAUCACUUGUGAAUUUUAUGUUGCUUGCAAUUCCACUUGUAGUAUGAUGAUUUGAGGCCACAUUUUUUUGAUGCAACGGCAAAAGCAAAAUGCGUUUGUUGAGGCGAUGUAAUGGAGUGAUGAUUAUUGGUUUGAUGAGUUAAAAGUUGAAGCUUGGUAAAUGCUAAGCUUGUUUCUCUGCUCGGAUCUAUUGUUGUUGUGAAAUAUCGAGCUUUUUCUUGCUGCGUUUGAUCAUAUUGGUGAAGUUGUGAUUCUGUGAUGAUUUUGUCUCUGUUUCUUAGUUGACUGUGUAAAGAUGUUGGUGUGUUGGACGCGAUCUUGAAGUUAACGUAUACGUGCUAGUUU